AUGGCUGACGGCAUCGGAAUCGCAAACUUGCCCAACCAACGGCACAAAAUCACCAGCCAGCAUGGUGCCCACUUUACCAUCAUGGUCGUUGGCCAAUCUGGACUGGGAAAGACUACCCUCAUCAACACUCUUUUCGCUACAGAAAUCUGUUCCCCCAGAAACUACCGUCAAAGAUUCGCCAAGCAAAUGGACAAGACUACCGAAGUCGAGAUUCUCAAAGCCGACUUGGAAGAGCGUGGAUUCAACAUCAAACUGACAGUGAUCGAUACUCCCGGCUUUGGCGACUAUGUCAACAACCGUGACUCUUGGUCCCCCAUCGUCGACUUUAUCGAUGACCAGCACGAGUCUUACAUGAGGCAGGAGCAGCAGCCUCACCGAAAGGAAAAGCAGGAUCUCCGAAUCCACGCGUGUUUGUACUUUAUCAAGCCUACUGGUACCACUUUGAAGCCGCUGGAUGUCGAGAUUAUGAAAAAGCUCGGUACGAGGGUCAACCUCAUCCCCGUCAUUGCCAAAGCCGACACGAUGACCCCCGAAGACCUGCUCAAUUUCAAGCAAAUCGUUCGCGAGACGGUUGCUGCUCAGAACAUCUCCAUCUACAGUCCUCCGUCUGACCCCGAGGAUGAGGCUGCUGCCGAGCAUGCGCGUGCGAUGCAGGCUGUGAUGCCGUUCUCCAUUAUUGGGAGUACGACUGAUGUGACUACGCCUGAUGGUCGAGUCGUCAAGGGACGAGAGUACCUCUGGGGUGUUGCCGAAGUCGAGAACGAGGAGCACUGUGAUUUCAAGAAACUGCGAUCCCUCCUCAUCCGCACAUACAUGCUCGACCUCACCACCUCUACCGAAGAGAAGCACUACGAAGCCUACCGCCUCGCGCAAAUGGAGACCCGCAAGUUUGGCGAGCCCAAGGUCAAGAAGCUUGACAACCCCAAGUACAGGGAGGAAGAGGAGCUGCUGCGCAAGAGGUUUACCGAGCAGGUCAAGUUGGAAGAGUCCAGGUUCAGGCAGUGGGAGCAGCAUCUCAUUGCGGAGAGGGACCGUCUCAACAAGGAUCUCGAGCAGGCGCACAGCUCUAUCAAGUCUCUCGAGGCCGAGCUCGACCAGAUCGCUGCCUACCACCGUCAAGGAGGUACCGUGGGACGCCGUUAA
Messenger RNA from Cryptococcus wingfieldii CBS 7118, 1143 nucleotides. Its product is annotated as septin. The record is from RefSeq and is a predicted model, not a curated record. Gene Ontology annotation, biological process: cytoskeleton-dependent cytokinesis. Gene Ontology annotation, molecular function: GTPase activity; GTP binding; molecular adaptor activity. The transcript is spliced from 10 exons. Gene Ontology annotation, cellular component: septin ring; cell division site; septin complex. Lineage: Eukaryota; Fungi; Basidiomycota; Tremellomycetes; Tremellales; Cryptococcaceae. The coding region runs from base 1 to 1143 and encodes 380 amino acids.